GUAAAUUUCACAGGAUCGUGCAAAUGCGGACCGAGUCUUUGAAAUUGUUGAAGUUGAAAAGAAAAGUAGAGAAAUUGGGAGAUUGCUGUCCGCGUUCUACUUGAAAAUAUCAGCUACCCUUCCAAUUCAAGCCCAUCAAUUUCGUAAAUCACUUUAUCGCGAAAUUCUAGCAUUUCUGCCCUCGAAGCGCGUGCUAGACUUAUCAGUCACCUCCCUGCGAGAUAUCCAGCCAAGGAGAUGUCUCGAGUGGAGGACUUGUGGGAGCGGUUGGUUCGGGCGGCACUUCGAGGCCGAGCACUGGGUGGUGGUUUGUAUCGACAGCCGGAGACUGGUCUAGCUGCAAAUGUUCCUUCCUCGCUUGGAAACAAGGACAUAGAUGACAUUUUGAGGGCUGCAGAUGAAAUUCAAGAUGACGAUCCGAAUAUAGCCAGAAUUCUGUGUGAACAUGCUUAUUCUUUGGCUCAAAAUCUGGAUCCAAAUAGUGAGGGCAGGGGUGUAUUGCAGUUCAAGACCGGUUUGAUGUCUGUUAUAAAGCAAAAGCUAGCAAAGAAGGAGGCUGGAAGCAUAGAUAGAACCCAGGAUAUUGCUCGGUUACGAGAAUUUUAUAAACUGUACAGACAGAAGAAUAAUGUGGACCGGCUGAGAGAUGAGGAGAUGGAGUUGAGGCAGUCAGGUGUCUUUAGUGGUAACCUUGGAGAAUUGGAGAGGAAAACAGUGAAAAGGAAAAGAGUCCUGGCAACUCUAAGGGUUAUUGGGAAUGUUUUAGGGCAGCUGACCAAGGAUGUUUCUGCUGAAGAAGCUCAAAGUUUAAUUCCUGAAGAGCUGAAACGUGUUAUAGAGUCAGAUGCAGCGAUGGCAGAAGAUACGCUUCCUUACAAUAUUAUACCUUUGGAUGCUCCAAGUCUAACCAAUCCUAUUGCUUCUUUUCCAGAGGUACAAGCAGCUGUUUCAUCUUUGAAGUAUUUCAGGGGCCUCCCAAAAUUACCUGGAACAUUUGCUCCUCCUCCUUCAAGAAGCCUAGAUAUUUUUGAUUUUUUGCAGUAUACUUUCGGUUUUCAGAAAGAUAGUGUCUCAAAUCAGCGAGAACAAGUUGUUCAUCUCCUUGCAAAUGAGCAAAGUCGGCUACGAAUUCCUGAAGACCCAGAGCCUAUAUUGGAUGAGGCUGCUGCUCAGAGGGUAUUUUUGAAAUCCCUGGACAACUACAUCAAAUGGUGCAACUACUUGGGAAUAUUACCCGUAUGGAGCAAUUUGGAGGCUGUUAGCAAAGAGAAGAUGUUGCUCUUUGUUUCAUUAUACUUCUUAAUAUGGGGUGAAGCAGCAAAUGUUCGAUUUCUGCCAGAAUGCUUGUGCUACAUUUUUCAUAAUAUGGGUAAGGAGCUGGAAGAGGUAUUACGACAGCAGGUUGCCCAGCCAGCUAAAAGUUGUGUUUCUGGUUCUGAUGUAUCGUUUCUUGACCAAGUCAUACUGCCUCUUUAUGAGGUCAUAAGUGCGGAAGCCGUGAACAAUGAUAAUGGGCGAGCGCCUCAUUCAGCCUGGAGAAAUUAUGAUGAUUUUAAUGAAUUUUUCUGGUCACUGAGCUGCUUUGAUCUUCGUUGGCCCUGGAACCUGACGUCAAAGUUUUUCCUGAAGCCAGCACGGAGGUCCAAGAAUGUUCUGAAAUCUGGGGGAGGCAAACGCUGUGGGAAAACAUCUUUUGUUGAACAUAGGACAUUUCUUCAUCUCUAUCACAGCUUUCACCGUCUAUGGAUAUUCCUCUUUGUGAUGUUUCAGGGGCUUACCAUAAUUGCUUUCAAUCGUGGAAAUAUCAACUCCAAGACCAUUCGAGAAGUUCUUAGUGUUGGCCCCACAUAUUUUGUGAUGAAAUUCUUUGAGAGUAUUCUGGAUAUUGUAAUGAUGUAUGGAGCGUACGCCACAUCAAGGCAUCUUGCUGUCACCCGAAUUUUCCUCCGUUUUCUUAGCUAUGCCUUGUUAUCAGUUUUCAUAUGUUUCCUUUACGUGAAAGCUCUUGAAGACAGGAGUAAUAACAAUAACACGUCUGUUGUUUAUAAACUUUAUGUAAUUGUUCUUCUAAUUUUUGCUGGUGCAAAGUUCUUCUUGAGUGUCUUGCUGCACAUCCCAGCAUGUCACCGUGUGUCAGAUCGGUGCAAUAGUUGGCCCCUGGUUGGUUGGAUGAAGUGGAUGCACCAGGAACAUUACUAUGUUGGCCGGGGCAUGUAUGAAAGAGCUUCAGAUUUCUUGAAAUACAUGAUCUUUUGGUUGGUUGUGCUGGGAUGCAAAUUCUCUUUUGCUUAUUUCUUACUGAUUAAUCCAUUGGCAGAACCAACAAGGUUCUUAGUAAACUUGCGCAUUGACCAAUACUCUUGGCAUGAUAUCGUGUCAAAAAAUAAUCAUAACGCAUUUACGGUUCUCAGCUUAUGGGCCCCCGUAGUUGCCAUUUAUCUAAUGGAUCUCCAAGUUUUCUACACUAUUGUAUCUGCUAUAUUGGGUUUCCUGAUGGGUGCUAGAGAUCGCCUUGGAGAGAUUAGAUCUCUGGAUGCUGUUCAGCAACUUUUUGAAAAGUUUCCUGCAGCUUUUAUGAAUACUCUACAUAUACCGCCCCCACAAAGGGAAUCUGUGCAAUCAUCUGGAUCUGGUCAGGUUGUGGAAAAGAAGAAAACUGAUGCUGCUCAAUUUGCUCCAUUUUGGAAUGAAAUUAUAAGGAAUCUGAGGGAGGAAGAUUAUAUCGACGAUCUGGAAUUGGAAUUGCUUCAAAUGCCCAAAAAUUCAAGGAGUCUUGCACUUGUCCAAUGGCCGCUUUUUCUUCUAGCUAGCAAGAUAUUCCUUGCAAAAGAUAUUGCUGUAGAGAGUAAAGAAACCAAAGAUUCUCAAGAAGAGCUUUGGGAAAGAAUCUCAAGGGAUGAUGAUUACAUGAAAUAUGCUGUUGAGGAGUGCUUUUAUAGUAUCAAAUUUAUCCUUACAGAAAUAUUGGAUGAUGAAGGAAAUAACGAAGGAAAGAAGUGGGUUGCGAGAAUUUAUGAAGACAUCCAAGAGAGCAUAGCGAAAAGGAAUAUCCUUGUUGAUCUUCAGCUGGACAAACUGCCGCUAGUUAUACAGAAAGUCACUGCACUCCUAGGAAUAUUGAAAAAGGAUCAAACUCCUGACCUUGAAGCAGGCGCUGUUAAAGCUAUUUUAGAUCUAUAUGAUGUUAUGCGAAUGGAUGUCCUGUCCUUCAACAUGAGAGAUAAUUAUGAUACAUGGAACAUGCUGGCAAAAGCCCGGACUGAAGGGCGUCUGUUUCAAAAACUGAAGUGGCCUAAAGAAGCUGAGUUGAAAGCACAAGUGAGUAGAUUGUAUUCUCUGCUUACCAUCAAAGACUCUGCCGCAAAUAUUCCUAAAAAUCUUGAGGCUAGAAGGCGGCUACAGUUUUUCACUAAUUCUCUAUUUAUGGAGAUGCCUGUAGCUAAGCCUGUUCGAGAGAUGCUAUCUUUUAGUGUGUUCACUCCAUAUUACUCAGAGAUCGUGCUUUACAGCAUGCAAGAGCUCCUAAAGAAAAAUGAAGAUGGCAUCACAACCUUGUUUUACCUCCAAAAGAUAUAUCCAGAUGAAUGGAAAAAUUUCCUUGCUCGGAUUGGACGUGAUGAAACUACAUCAGAGUUGGAACUCGGUGAUAAUCCUAAUCAUAUCUUAGAACUCCGGUUUUGGGCUUCUUAUCGAGGUCAAACUCUGGCUAGAACAGUUCGGGGCAUGAUGUACUACAGGAAAGCUUUGAUGCUCCAGGCUUAUCUAGAACGCAUGUCAGCUGGAGAUGUCGAAGCUGGCAUUAUCGGAAAUGAAACAGCUGAUGUUCAAGGUUUUGAGUUGUCUCCAGAGGCCAGAGCUCAAGCUGAUCUCAAGUUCACAUAUGUUGUUACAUGUCAAAUAUAUGGAAAGCAAAAGGAAGACCAGAAGCCGGAAGCUGCAGAUAUUGCUAUGUUAAUGCAAAGAAAUGAAGCUCUUCGAGUUGCUUUCAUAGAUGAGGUUGAAUCUCUGAAGGAGGGGAGAGUGCACACAGAAUAUUUCUCAAAACUUGUGAAGGGAGAUAUCAAUGGAAAAGACAAGGAAAUCUAUUCAAUAAAGCUACCAGGAAAUCCCAAAAUCGGUGAAGGGAAACCUGAAAAUCAGAAUCAUGCUGUUGUGUUCACUCGUGGGAAUGCUGUUCAGACAAUUGACAUGAAUCAGGACAACUAUUUCGAGGAAGCUUUAAAGAUGAGAAAUCUUCUUGAAGAGUUAAACUGUGAUCAUGGAUUACGUUCCCCUACUAUUCUAGGUGUGAGGGAGCAUGUAUUUACUGGAAGUGUGUCUUCAUUGGCAUCAUUCAUGUCCAAUCAAGAAUCUAGCUUUGUCACGCUUGGUCAGCGUGUUCUGGCAAAUCCAUUGAAGGUCCGCAUGCAUUAUGGUCAUCCAGAUGUAUUUGAUAGAGUUUUCCAUAUCACAAGGGGUGGGAUCAGCAAGGCAUCUCGCGUAAUUAAUAUAAGUGAAGAUAUUUUUUCAGGUUUCAACACAACUUUACGCCAGGGAAAUGUUACUCACCAUGAAUACAUUCAGGUUGGCAAGGGGCGGGAUGUUGGGCUCAAUCAGAUUGCUGUUUUUGAGGGCAAGGUUGCUGGAGGCAAUGGUGAACAAGUUCUUAGCAGGGAUGUUUACAGGCUUGGGCAGCUUUUUGAUUUUUUUAGGAUGCUCUCCUUCUACUUCACGACUGUUGGAUACUACUUCUGUACCAUGCUGACAGUGCUUACUGUGUAUGCUUUUCUCUAUGGGAGGGUAUAUUUGGCAUUAUCUGGGGUUGGAGAAGCUGUACAAACCAGAGCUGAUAUAUUGGGGAAUAAAGCUCUCACAGCAGCUCUGAAUGCACAGUUUCUUUUCCAGAUUGGUAUCUUUACGGCAUUGCCAAUGAUUUUAUGCUUCAUAUUGGAACAGGGCUUUCUAAGGGCCAUGGUUAGUUUCGUCACCAUGCAGUUUCAGCUAUCUACUGUCUACUUCACAUUCUCACUGGGCACUAGGACGCAUUACUUCGGCCGUACUAUUCUUCAUGGUGGUGCAAGGUAUCAAGCAACUGGUAGAGGAUUUGUUGUUCGCCACAUAAAGUUUAGUGAAAAUUACAGGCUAUACUCACGAAGUCAUUUUGUCAAAGGACUGGAAAUUGUGCUCCUGUUGGUGGUAUACCUUUCAUAUGGGUACAAUGAGGGUGGUGCUCUGGCAUAUAUUCUUCUCACCGUUAGCAGUUGGUUUCUGGCUAUUUCAUGGCUGUUUGCUCCAUAUUUGUUCAAUCCAUCUGGAUUCGAGUGGCAGAAGACUGUUGAAGAUUUUCGAGAUUGGACAAACUGGCUUCUGUACAGAGGUGGAAUUGGAGUGAAAGGACAAGAAAGCUGGGAGGCUUGGUGGGAUGAAGAACUGUCUCACAUGCGAAACUUCAGUGGCCGAGUCAUGGAAACGAUACUGAGCCUACGAUUUUUCAUCUUCCAGUAUGGUAUUGUUUACAAGUUGAAUGUCCAGGGAGAUGACAGAUCAUUAACGGUAUAUGGAUUUUCAUGGAUAGUGUUUGCAGUGCUUAUAGUUCUGUUCAAGGUAUUCACCUUCAGUCAGAAGAUAUCAGUCAAUUUUCAGUUGGUGCUGCGUUUUGUCCAAGGACUUGCAUUUUUACUGGCCGUGGCUGGGGUAUCUGUUGCCGUUGUAUUGACUUCUCUCUCCAUCAGCGAUAUAUUUGCCUGUAUCUUGGCUUUUCUGCCCACUGGAUGGGGAAUUCUUUCUAUUGCUUGCGCUUGGAAGCCUGUAGUGAAGAAAAUGGGACUAUGGAAGUCAAUACGAUCAAUUGCUCGUUUAUAUGAUGCUACAAUGGGGAUCCUGAUCUUCAUCCCUAUUGCGUUAUCUUCAUGGUUCCCAUUCGCAUCAACAUUUCAAACCAGGCUUAUGUUCAACCAAGCAUUCAGUCGCGGUCUUGAGAUCUCGCUUAUCCUUGCUGGGAACAACCCGAACACCGGUAUUUAAUUACACAAGUUUUGUAUGUAAUGUAGCACAAUGCCCUUUUUUUGUCCCCCAACUUUCAAUUAGUUUUCUGAUAUAUUUAUCUAUUAUUUGAAUCUUGAUUUAUGUUGUGUAGUUGGUGGUCUUAGCUACAUGAUACAAUUAUUACACAUUAAAUUAUCUCAGACUUGGUUGAGUGGUCUGGGAAUGAAGUUCGCAUUCUGGUGUUGUAUUCAUCUUACAAAGAGAUGCAUUUUCUAUAAAUACAUGCCAUCAUAAGAUGUGUUUAAUUCGA
Messenger RNA from Salvia hispanica, 6274 nucleotides. RefSeq names its product glucan synthase-like 10 (gene GSL10). Gene Ontology annotation, cellular component: plasma membrane; 1,3-beta-D-glucan synthase complex. Gene Ontology annotation, biological process: (1->3)-beta-D-glucan biosynthetic process. Gene Ontology annotation, molecular function: 1,3-beta-D-glucan synthase activity. The record is from RefSeq and is a predicted model, not a curated record. NCBI's taxonomy places the organism in Eukaryota, Viridiplantae, Streptophyta, Magnoliopsida, Lamiales, Lamiaceae.